Gossypium raimondii (Peruvian cotton) is the source of this 664-nucleotide messenger RNA. RefSeq names its product copper transporter 1. Gene Ontology annotation, cellular component: plasma membrane. Lineage: Eukaryota; Viridiplantae; Streptophyta; Magnoliopsida; Malvales; Malvaceae. Gene Ontology annotation, molecular function: copper ion transmembrane transporter activity. Gene Ontology annotation, biological process: intracellular copper ion homeostasis; copper ion transmembrane transport. The record is from RefSeq and is a predicted model, not a curated record. The coding region runs from base 73 to 558 and encodes 161 amino acids. The transcript has a single exon.
ACAAAUAUUUAUACGUUUGUCAUUGAACUUAAAAUUUCCAUCAAAACAAUUUCUUUUACAUAUAUAUCAACAAUGAAUCAUGGACAUGGCAUGGAAGGCAUGGCACCAACAUCUCAGUCAACCAAUGGAACCUCUGGUAUGCACCACCACAACAUGAUGAUGAUGCAUAUGACCUUCUUCUGGGGCAACAUUACCGAGAUCCUCUUCUCCGGCUGGCCCGGCAGGCGAGGUGCCUGCAUGUAUGCAUUAGCCUUAAUAUUCAUCUUCGUGCUUGCGUUCCUCGUCGAAUGGCUCUCGCAUUCUCGACUGAUCAAGCUGCUAGGGGAAGGGUCGAGCAAUGUCUUGGCUGGCGUUGUGCAAACAUUGUUGCAUGCCAUUAGGGUUGGUCUUGCUUAUUUGGUAAUGCUUGCUGUCAUGUCUUUUAAUGGUGGGGUGUUUUUAAUGGCAGUGGCUGGCCAUGCAUUGGGAUUUUUGUUGUUUGGAAGUAGGGUUUUCAAGAAAAGCACUGAAAUGUUGCUUGAUGAUAACACAUCUGAUCCUCCCCCUAUGGCUUGCUGAUAUUGAAUCCUUCUUUUAUUGUAAUGAAAAAUGCCACAAAUUGUUUAGGAUCAAUAUAUAAGCUAUGUUCUUAAUUGAAUAUCUGUCAUUAAUUGAGAAUCAAAUU